AUGACCAUGAACGUCAUACGUCAGAGACGGUCGCGCUGUCGCGUCACCGGGGCGUCGGUAGGGUUACGACUGUGGCCUACACGGCGGCCGCUGUUUUGUCCUCUUGCCAACGUUCCUUCUCGACUCCUGACAUCCAUCUCUGCGAUCCGCAUCGACUUGCUGCGACGUCGCUCUCUCGACGUUUCCGACCGUAGAGAGCUUGCGUGCGGACACAACGAGUCUAACGUGCACAUCGUAACUUGA
Pseudozyma hubeiensis SY62 is the source of this 243-nucleotide messenger RNA. RefSeq lists its product as hypothetical. The transcript has 2 exons. The record is from RefSeq and is a predicted model, not a curated record. Lineage: Eukaryota; Fungi; Basidiomycota; Ustilaginomycetes; Ustilaginales; Ustilaginaceae. The coding region runs from base 1 to 243 and encodes 80 amino acids.